GAAAAAUGGCGUCAAAUGCGAGCAACAUUGAGUCCAGCAUUCACCGGGAGCAAAAUGCGUCAGAUGUUCGAUUUGACAUCGGAAUGUGCCGAGGACGUUGUCAAGCAUUUCUUGAGCAAAGUCAAAAGUGGAGAGAGAAUUAACGCCGAAAUGAAAGAAUUCGCAACUCGUUAUACAAAUGACGUCAUUGCUACCUGUGCAUUUGGACUUAAAAUCAACUCAUUUUCAAAUCCAGACAAUGAUUUUUAUAAAAAUGGAAUUUCACUCUUGACAUACCGCGGUUGGUGGGAUGUUGUUAAAUCAAUCGCAAAGGUUUCAAUUGCGAAAAUCACGCGUGUUUUCAAACCAAAGAUAGUUGAUGAAACAAUUACGAAUUGGUUCAAAUCAUCGAUUUUGGAUACGAUGACGAAACGACGCGAGAAAAAUAUCGUUCGACCGGAUAUGAUAAACAUUUUGAUGCAGCUUCGUGAAGGUAGUCUGACGCAUCAAACAGACGACAGUAAAGAUGAGAACGUAGCACAUGAUGAGUUUGCAGUCGUCGAAGAGUCAGAGUUGGGAAAAAUGAAAGUGACUCGCAAAUGGAGUGAAAAUGAACUAAUCGCUCAGUGUUUUAUUUUCUUCUUGGCCGGAAUGGAGGUUUCAUCGUGGGCAAUCACUUUUGUUGUCUAUGAACUGAUCGUCAAUCCAGACAUUCAACAGAAAUUGUACGAAGAAAUUGUCGCAGUGAAUGAUGGACUAGAUGGGAAACGAAUUACGUACGAUUUGAUUCAAAAGAUGAAAUUUUUGGAUCAAGUCGUUUCGGAAACGCUUCGGAAAUGGCCAAUUGUAUUGGAAACAGAGCGCAUGUGUACUAAGGAUUACGUUUAUGAUGACGGCGAAAAGAAGUUUAUGAUUGAAAAGGGAUCAUCCAUCAUAUAUCCGAUUUAUGCGAUCCAAAGAGAUCCCAAAUACUUUCCAAAUCCCGACAUAUUUGAUCCAACACGCUUCUCCGAUGCAAAUAAACACAACAUAUUGCCAGGAUCUUAUGCUCCAUUCGGAAUCGGUCCGCGCAGUUGCAUUGCCUCUCGUUUUGCUCUAAUGGAAAUCAAAGUAAUGCUGUAUUAUUUGCUGCUGAAUUUCUCGCUUGAGCCCAACAAAAACACACAAAUUCCAUUAAAAAUGAAAAGAACUAUAGCCAUGGUUACCGAAAAAGGUGUACAUUUGGAAUUGAAGCCGCGAAAAAUAUGAAAACUUCUGUUUUUUUUUUCAUUGCUGAAUUCUGCUACAGGGAAUCGAUACAAACAAAAUAACAUGUCAUUUAUAACCAGUGAAUUUUUAUAUCUCCAAUAUUGUAACCUCACGAAUUUAAAAAAGAGCUCUACAAAAUAAACAUACAAUUAACCAUUUAAAAAAA
Messenger RNA from Sitodiplosis mosellana (orange wheat blossom midge), 1393 nucleotides. Its product is annotated as probable cytochrome P450 9f2. The transcript has 2 exons. NCBI's taxonomy places the organism in Eukaryota, Metazoa, Arthropoda, Insecta, Diptera, Cecidomyiidae. Bases 16 to 1227 code for a protein of 403 amino acids. Gene Ontology annotation, molecular function: monooxygenase activity; iron ion binding; heme binding. The record is from RefSeq and is a predicted model, not a curated record.